This is a messenger RNA of Rotaria sp. Silwood1, 946 nucleotides long. NCBI's taxonomy places the organism in Eukaryota, Metazoa, Rotifera, Eurotatoria, Philodinida, Philodinidae. The record is from the annotation of a GenBank genome assembly.
AUGAAUUCAUCAUUUGAAUCUCUUUCUACCGAAUUAUUAUUUGAAUUCUUUGAUUAUUUAUCUCCAUUCGAUUUAUUUCGAAUUUUCAUCAAUCUCAAUAAUCGUCUAAAUGCUAUUGUUUAUUCAUAUCCACUUCGAUUGGAUUUUCGAUCAAUUUGUCGAUCAAAAUUCGAUUUUAUUUGUCGUCAUCUUCAACCAAAACAAGUUAUUUCAUUGAUUCUUUGCGAUGAAUGUGUUCCUGAUCGAGUGAAACUUUUCCUUUAUCAUUUUCCACAUUUUAAAGAACAAUUUCUUCAUCUUCAAUCUAUAACAUUAAUCGAAGCUGAAACUAUUACUUUCAUCGAUUUACCCAUAUCCGUUUCAUCGAUAUCAAUCAAAAUUUAUGAUACUGAUGAUUAUUAUGACCAAAAUUAUAUUAGUGAAAUCUUGUCUCGACAAGCAAAAGUGUUAACUCAUUUAAAAAUUAAUAGUAAAGAUUUACAUGAUCUUAUUGACAUUCGUUUUCCAGCUCUUACACAUUUGAUUAUUGGUGGAGGAUGUUAUUAUGAUAGUGACUAUGACUAUAUGGAUGUAUCUUUUCCAUUGGAGAAUACUGAUGUUCAUUCAUUAAUUCAACAAUGGCAAUGUUUUCUCACUCAUCUUUAUCUUGUUAUCGAUAAUAAAAUCCAAUAUUCGAUAUUUAAUCUUGAUCGAUUCUCUCAUUGUCUCACUCAUCUUGCAUUACACUUUUAUCAAGCUAUUCAAGUAUCAUUUGUAUGUCUUGAACGAUGUCUAAUUAAAUUGUUUCAAUUGACAAAGUUCACUUGUCAAGCAAGUGGUUCAUGGGAUUUAAUUGAUGGAAAACAAUGGGAACAAUUACUUUUGAAAACACAAAUUAUUCGAUUUAAUUUCAAAUUCACGUUUAAUCAAAUUUGGGAAAUUUCAUCCAUACUAGAAUCAUUUCGUU